Messenger RNA from Lytechinus variegatus (green sea urchin), 5507 nucleotides. RefSeq names its product coiled-coil domain-containing protein 78-like. Gene Ontology annotation, biological process: microtubule-based movement. Gene Ontology annotation, cellular component: cytoplasm. Gene Ontology annotation, molecular function: ATP binding; microtubule binding; microtubule motor activity. The record is from RefSeq and is a predicted model, not a curated record. Lineage: Eukaryota; Metazoa; Echinodermata; Echinoidea; Temnopleuroida; Toxopneustidae.
UCAUGACAACAGGAGACGCAGCUACGUGACAACUUGGGAUCGAGCUGGAGCUGAGUUGAAUCAAUUUGCAUAUUUUGCAGUGUUUUUAGAUGUCUGGCAGAACGAUGACCUUGGAGCAACAUUGAUCCAAGGUGCCACAGAGAAGAUGAACAUAGAUGUCCUUGCUAGAAUUCGCCCACCGCAGAGGGGAGAGGGUGCACAUAAUCUUAAAAUACAAGGCAGCAAAAUCAAGCAGGAUGAAACAAAUACUGCCCAUGCAUUCCAUGCCAUCUUCGAUGAUGACAGCACCACAGAUACAAUCUACAAGGAAUCGGUGUCAUCCUUGGUGGACCUCGUGGUGGCAGGUUUCAACUGCAGUUUGCUGAGCAUUGGAGAGAGCGGAUCCGGAAAGAGCCACACCCUGUUUGGCGAUGGGAAAUCCAGAUUGGGCAUGGUCCAUAUGGCCGUGAGAGGGAUCUUUGAUCAGCUAGGCGAUACCAGAGAGAGGGCUAGCAGAAAUGAUGCCCUGAUGAAUGGCAAGGUUACAAUCAGCAUGUACGAAGUCUACAAUGAGAUCAUUAGAGAUCUUCUAAGGCAAUCAGAAGGCACUCCAACUGGAGGAGGACCCAGAGAACUCACGGUCAAUGCAAAGAAAUGGGUUCAUGUCAAGGACCUGACACAAUCUACAUUGAGGACUGAGAGUGAUGCAUAUUCCGAGUUGAGUCGGGGAUUGAAUGAGAGAACGCAGGCAUCUACAGACUAUGGACGCACUCAAGCCAAGUCUUCUCUCUUUGUGGAGGUUACAUUGAAGAUGGAGAAAGAAGAAUUUGGUUAUCCCCACGAAUCCACUUUCCUGUUUGUUGAGCUGCCUGGUGUCGAAAAACUAGCGUUGAACCAGCAGGAGCUCCGCAAGAAAGAGGGCGCUGUUCAGAAUAGAUCGAUAUCAUCAUUUGGUCAGCUGAUCAGCAACCUUUCCACCAGACAGAAUCCAGAUAGGGUAGUCAAUUACAGUGAAUCUAAAGUCACCAGUCUGUUGGAGAAUGCUAUUGGUGGCAAUUGCAAAACCAAGGCAAUCAUGCACUUCAGUCCAAACCCCCAACCUCUCCAUCUCAAGACAUCUCUCAUCGUAUCAGGACAACUCUCAAGGAUCAACAACUUCUUCAUCAUGAAUGAUAUAGCUGCUAGGGCCCUCAUUACCCAGUAUCAUGCAAGGCUCAUCAGCCUUCAAGGUCAACUGGGUGUUACCAUGACAACCGAGCCGGCAAGAGAAGACGUGACAGAGGACCAAGCCAAGUUAGCAAGAGACAAUUUGAAGCUGAAGGAAGAGAAUGAUUACCUUAGGCGGAGACUGGAUCAGAUUCAGAGCCGAUUUGGAGACAUUGCCUCAGCUAAGACUGACCUUUCAUCUAGACUUAUUGGCAGUGAGGAAGAGAAACUGAAGCUUUCAAAGAUGCUGGUUGACAUGAGAAUUGAAAACAACAAACUGAAAGAGAGAGGCCAAGAGAACUUUGAACUGAAAAACAAGGUGCUGGCCCUGGAAAACCGCAUGAUCCAAGCAGAAUCUGAGAGGGAUCGACUUCUUAGAGACUAUCGUCAGAUCAGGGGCCACUUUGAUGAGAUUGACAAGGAGAGACAGGAUGUCGGAGAUCGCUAUGUCUACCUCAAUGCAGACUAUAAGGCAUUGGCUAAAAAAUACGAGAGCGAGGUGGCAAGAAACCAAGAGCUUGGUCUUGAGCUUCUGAACCUACUGAAUGCUGAAGUGACCCUCUUGAAGCAGAGAGACAACCUAGGACUGGCUGGGCAGGCUUCAAGGAAUGGAGGCAGUGAUGAUCUAUCAAGGGUCAGGGAUAUUGCUCUAGGGUUAUCGGCUGAGAGACAGAAGGUUGCUGCAACUGAUAAUGAUAGACAUGAUCUAAAAAAGCAGCUAUUUGGAAACCAUGAUAGAUUCCGUGGAGAGAUUGAUCAAAUGAAGAGCCAUUAUGACAAAGAACAGGACAAGCUACAAGGCAUUAUAUCUCAGUUGAACCAAGAUGUUCAGAAUAUGAGACAGGCUGACCGAGAGACCCAUCGGAAGCUCACUGAAGCUGAAGUUGAACUGCUGGUGCUCCGAUCCAAGUCUAAAGAGCUGCAGUCGGCCAAUAGUAAACUACAGCUUCAGAUGAAAGAGAAGAAUGAGGAAGUCAGAGCCAGGCUUGUCAAGUACCUCCAAGAUAUUGCGGAUCACAUUGAUAAGUCCCAUGGGUCGUCAGGUAGAGACACGGGAGACGGUCUAAACAACCAGAUAGCAGCCAUGGUGAAGGAUCUAAAGCAGACGUACCGCACCAGGGAAUCCCAGCUUAGUGAUGCAGCCAGGGAGUACAAACGCACUGCGGAUGCGGUAGCCAAGAAACAUCAACGGCUCAUUGUAGAGUAUAGACUCCUUAGACAACAGUUGAAGGAAAAGAACCUUCCUGGAGUUGACACAGGACCUGAUGAAGAUCAACUGACAUUGGAUACAGAAGAAGUUGAGUCCAUCAACAGGAGAGAACUCACCAAAGUCAUGAAACAGCUCAGAGAAACGGAAACCGAACUCAACAAAAUAAAAAGAGAAGGAUCUUCCGAUGAACAUUGGAAAUCUCUGAAGGAUGAAUUUCUCAAGACGCAGAAUGAACUUGAAGCAGAGAGGGCCAAUCUCCUUGCCAACAACUCUGUCUUAGAAGAACAACUCAACGAAUGUCAAGAUUACAUACAAACUCAUAUGGCAAGAUACAAAGAUGAGAUCAGAAGACUCAGGAGACAGCUCGGAAUGGAUGACCAGGUGGACUUGCUUGGAUUGACCGACGAUUACGGACAUUCAAGAUGGAGGGACCCCCGGCUCGCCCACGUACCCCAAUCCCUCCGCAAGUACCGCACCCUCCCCGAAAUAUGAUUUUCUUAAAUGCAUUUCAUGAAGAGUUUGGUUGGUGGUUUUCACUUACUUAUUUACUCUCAGCCAAUCAGAGGCAAGGAUUUCUAAUGGCUUAUAGCAACCACUAAAAUACUAUGCUCAGACCUUUGUUCAAGUGGGUGCUUCAUCAAGCGACUCUUAAAGUUACCCAUGACUUUUCAAUCAUUAGGAACAUGUUCUUAGGUGUUGAGUCAGCUACGUAGGGAUAAAUUAUUUAGCACAAGAGAGGGUCACCAGUCUUUCAUACGUAGCUUUGAAAAUGAAACUCAGAAUUUAAGAUCAAUAUCGAUAGUCGAACAAAAUAUUAAAAAAAUAAAAAGUGUGGUUGGUUUUGUCUAGUUUUAUUCACAAGAUGUAGAUAAACCAAGCAAGUUCAACUUUUAGGGGUUUCAUCUCCAAACCCUAUUUUCUGUUCUUGACAGAUGUAUCUCGUAUGAUACAUGUAUGUGCUGUUUUCAUGUAUAAAAAAAAAAUUAACCAUUGCAAAAUGUGUUUGGAUUUGCUUUUUAUUAUGAAAAAUGCAUUAUCCGUCCAUAUAUUUUAUAUAUUUAUAUAUAUAUAUUUUAUUUGAUACAAGAAGAGUCAAAUUUAUACUUAUAUUGACAUUGCAGUGUUACUAUUUGACUUUACUUAAAAGUCUGUCCAAGUCUCAGAGAUUGGUAAAAAUGGUGAUCGCAUACCUACCAAGGGUUCCUAUUAAAUAGACCUUAUGUGUUGACUUAAUCAUGCUGUCAUCUUAGCCGAGGCUGAAGUCAUUUCCUUGAAUACGUUGGUGAUCUGCUGCUGGCGCAUCUUCUUCUUCCUGUUACUGCAGGCAAACUCCUCAAUCGGGAUAUAAUUGCUGCAGGUGUGUGUGGCUAGUGAUAAAUUUGAAUUAAUGAUGUGCCCCCCCCCCCCGAUGAAAGUAGACAUUUGAAUUUUGUUUAGCCUUGUCUUAGAACCAUCAACCGAUUUAGCUUCAUGUAUGUCUACUAGAAGCAGAUUCCAUUCUGCCAUAUACCUUGGAAGGAAUGAGUACUUGAAGCAGUCUUUUUUGUUGUUGGUCGGGAGAAAGAGAUUGACUAUGAUUUCCGUGUCCCGACAGAAUUUUGAGAGGGAGUUGUGAGGUAUGGACCUAUGUUGAUUGAAGCACUGUGAUUUACAGAUUUAUAUAAGAGUGUAAGUCUUGAGAUAGCUCUUAUAUCUUCAAAAGAUUUCCAUUCAAGUGACUUCAGCAUCUGGGAAGCAGUACUAGCGGCUCUUUGUUGAACUGCUUCUAGUCUACUGAUGUGGUAUGGGUCCCACACAGAAGCACAGUACUCCAACUUUGGACGUACUAACACUUCAUAGGCUGUUUCUUUUACAUUUCGGGGGCAGCUAUACAAGAUUCUUCAAAGGAGGCCUAAAACACUAAUCGCUUUGAAUAUGGAAGUAUUAACAUGGUCCGACCAGGUUAAAUUGCUAUUUAUCUCAACACCCAAGUAAUUGUGACUUGUGACAACGUUUAGACGUUUCCCAUUGAUAUUAUAGGUGGUUAGAAAGGGUUUCCUUUUAUGAGUGAUGUGCAUGACAUGACACUUAUCGGUGUUAAAUCUCAUUUGCCAUGUAGCUUCCCAAUUACACAGAGUAUUUAUGUCUUGUUGUAGAAUUUUCCCAUCAUCCUGUGAUUUUAUCUCACGGUAAAGUAUACAGUCAUCUGCAAAGAGUAAAACUUGUGACUGUAUAUCUUUGGGAAGAUCGUUGACGUACAGUAAGAAUAGCAAAGGCCCUAAAACUGUACCUUGGGGGACGCCCGAUCUUACUGGAACAGAGGCGGAUGCUUCGCCUUCUAGUACUACCCUCUGAGACCGCUUAGUAAGGAAGUUUCUAAUUCAUAUUUGGAGGGGUCCUGUGAUGCCUGAUUGGUUCAGCUUGAAUAGAAGUCUCUGGUGAUGGACGGUGUCAAAGGCCUUGCUGAUGUCAGUUAUGAUAACAUCUACUUGGCCCUGGUGAUUCAAAGUCUUGGCCAGGUUGUUGACAGUUUCAGCAAGUUGGGUUUCACAGGAGUGUCCUUUCCAGGAGUCAUGUUGUUCUUUAUUUAGUAUCCCAUGUUUCUCAAGAUGAUUCAUAAUGUUCUUGUGGAUGACAUGUUCUAACAGUUUACAUGGAAUAGACGUCGACGUUGCUUGCUUCCAAGCGAUCCCCCUUUUUGAAUAUGGGAGAGAUGUUUGCCCUUAACCAGUCCUGUGACAACUCCAUUGAUAUGUAUUCCUAUAUACUCUUAUUAUGACAUCAUAUGGUCUAUAGGAACCUUCCUAUUUGGGGUAAAUAUCCACUUCAACCUGUGCAUUCCUAUUUCUGUGAACAAGACUUUAGUAUUGAUUAGGAAAUUGAAGAAUGUUCAAAUUCUCUUAAAUUUUGUAGUAAUUUUCUUGUUUUUAUUUUUAUUUUUUUUGCUUUAUAAAAACGACAGGUAUGUGAUUUAAAAAUAGAUAUGUUUAGAGACUGUACUUUCCCUUCUUAAAGCAGGAAUUUAUGUCAUCACAUAACACACUUUCAAGCUGAAAGUCUUUUUUUAAUAACAUAUACAUUUUUGUCUCACCUGCGAAGCACAGUGAGACUAUAGGCGCCGCUUUUCCGACGG